Aaosphaeria arxii CBS 175.79 is the source of this 1250-nucleotide messenger RNA. RefSeq lists its product as uncharacterized. The record is from RefSeq and is a predicted model, not a curated record. The transcript has a single exon. The coding region runs from base 376 to 789 and encodes 137 amino acids. NCBI's taxonomy places the organism in Eukaryota, Fungi, Ascomycota, Dothideomycetes, Pleosporales.
UUCAGAUCUUCGAGAACGCAGAGACUCUUGAUCAGCCAAGAAGAUCAUAGUAGAAGUAGUGAGUACAGUGUAACUUUGUUGUGACAAUUGUGUUUUCCUUUUCACUGGACAAGUGAUUGAUAGCCUGCAGGUUCCAGACAAGAGCAAUCCGGCGAUUGUGUAGGUCAACCUAUGCUUACAGUGAAUUUCGAUGCAAUUGCAAGUGAAAGACUGGUCUCUGGCCUCAUUCACCUACCUCCCUCUCCAUAUGAACACCAGAUAUUUUAUUCCGCCGCACUCACAACUCUCCCUGCAACUCUUCGCUGCAAGCCAAGCGUGCUAGCAAUAAACACAACCUCUCGGGGGAGCACCUCAGAGGUUAAGAAACGCCAAACCAUGUCAAGCAUUCUCCAGGAAAACUCGGACCAGGAGCAACUGUCUAAUCUAUGGAACCUCCACCGCUUCAUUUCAAGCCUCUUCAUAGCUGAAAACCUAGCUCUGCGCAAAGGAGACUCGGGGAGCACAGCGACCGACGAUAUUGCUCAACAGAACGAAGAUGCCUUGCAACUUCUCGCUGCCAGAGAUUCCGCGACCGACAUCGAAUCUGACGAAGAGACUGGCGGCACCGGACAGGAAGAUGCGGAUGAUUUCGUGAUUGUCACUGGCAGCGAUUACGACACCGAUGACGACAGCGACUGGGAGACAGUGGUUGGUUCCGAACAAGACAACGACAGCCAGAAUCGCGAUGACAUCUUGAGGAGCCCAAUGCCCCAGCAACGUGCGCAGCCCAAGCGUCGACCUAGGCGUUGACCUCGUAUGGGUUCCAUUAGCAACUGUUGCGAUACCGACGACGACGAGUGGGAGACAGUGACUGUUUCCGGAUCCGACAGCCAGCACGGCGAUGACAUAUCGGAGGGCCCAACCGCCUGGCAUGCGUUCGGUCAUGUGUACAGGCGUCAAUUUUAUUUGAUUUUCGAGCAAGGGAUUCGUGAGCUUCUCCGUGGAAUUAUUUUCACGCAACAUGUGCCGCGUCCUGAGCCUGAGAGUUGGUACUAUGCACUGGUAUCCGACUGGGAUAACGGUGUCGUGUUUCUCCCGCGAACUGCCUGGUUUGCGCCUCGUUGCUUCGCUGGUGAUGUCUUCGCCGACGAUCAAAACUCAGAUGAGCUUUGUGACGCUGCACAGCUCCCCGAGAAUGGGACACCAUCGCCGCGAGAAGAUGCAGCUUCGGAGGAGGAGGAGAAGCCCUAGGGGUAGGAAAGACUGUGAGC